GAGAGUCGGCUGCGGGCAUUUUCGUCGCCGGAGUUGGUGAAUACUGCUGCUGCAACUAUUACCCAGAACCAGAACGAGAACCAGAACCCUCCUUCCACCACCAGCAAACCCCAGCAACCACCCUUGCAGGAUUAUAGCUUAGAAGGGAUCGCCGCCAACGUGAAGCUGCUGGUGAAAGUGAUACGGUAUCACAAUGAGGCGAGCGCCAGAGACUACGACGACCGGAAAACCCAGAGGGUCGCCGGCGAUGUUGGGCGAGCGCCCGAGACUACCUCUUCUUUUGAUAAUUAUUAUAAUAAGAAGAGGUGUUCAAAUCAAUAGUUCGGUGUGGUGUGAUUUAGAUUUCUUUGCUGUUGUGAUUUGUGAGCUAUGCAAAACAGGGAACAAAGGCUCCUGAAUUUUAUUGUCAAUUUGCAAAGCAGAGUCUAUGAACUAGAAGAAGAGAAUAAGAAACUUGCUAAGUUGGUUGUUGUCACUUCACCAACUCUAGCUCUUGCUUGUGGGUAGUGUAAUGAUUUCGCCACAAAGGAGCUUCAAGUGGUGAAACAAAGAUUGCCUGCAGUGGAGAGACAACUUAGUAGACUGGUGAUUAGCUAAAUCAGUACUUG
Linum tenue is the source of this 608-nucleotide messenger RNA. The record is from the annotation of a GenBank genome assembly. NCBI's taxonomy places the organism in Eukaryota, Viridiplantae, Streptophyta, Magnoliopsida, Malpighiales, Linaceae.